Chlamydomonas reinhardtii is the source of this 5145-nucleotide messenger RNA. RefSeq lists its product as uncharacterized. The record is from RefSeq and is a predicted model, not a curated record. Gene Ontology annotation, cellular component: nucleus. Gene Ontology annotation, molecular function: mRNA binding. The transcript has 12 exons. Bases 230 to 4846 code for a protein of 1538 amino acids. Lineage: Eukaryota; Viridiplantae; Chlorophyta; Chlorophyceae; Chlamydomonadales; Chlamydomonadaceae. Gene Ontology annotation, biological process: regulation of mRNA splicing, via spliceosome.
UUAAUUCAUGCGUGUGUCUAACCAAUCUCUAUCUCAGUAGAGUUAGGGAGUUUUUGACGCGCCGUUGAUACAGAGCUUCAGCUGCAAACACAACAUUUUCUUUUGCAGUAGAGCUUGCAACAACAAAUUCUGCUUGAAACGUAGUUUUAUGAACGAGCUGUUAGUUUCGGGCAAGUUUUAGGCGCGGAUCGAUCGUCAGCAUGCGGAGCUCUCGUUGAACCAGCAGCGAAUGACGGCCGCAGAGGAGAAACCAGCAGCCGAGGAGUCGGCUGCGGCCCGUCGGGAGAGACGCAAGCGGUCCCGAUGGGGCGAGGAGACUGAAGCGGGCAGAAAGGUCCUCGAGGAGACUGCCCGCCAGCUGGAAGGCACGCCCGGGCCCGAUCAGCCACAGCAGGAUGCUGAACGAGAGGGCUCCGUGGGGCCGCCGACGGGGGACGCCCCUCGCAAACGACGCAGUCGCUGGGAGCCGGAGGAGACGAAGUCGGUGACCUUGCCCGGCCUGUCUGCUGCAAUUACCCUGCCGCCCUCGCUGGCACACCUGGUCGACAUCAACCCGGAAACACUGGAGCUGCAGAUGCAACUCAACAACAUCAGCCAGCGCAUCAGCCUGCUGCAGGCCGGCAAACUGAUGGACGACACGCCACCGGAGCAGCGCUCGCCCAGCCCCGAGCCCAUCUACGGCGAGUCGGGCAUGCGGAUCAACACGCGGGAGCAGCGGCUCAAGGACAAGCUCACGGAGCGGCGGACGGAAAUCAUCAUGGAGCUAUUGAAGAAGAACCCCAACUACAAGCCGCCCGCCGACUUCCGGCCGCCCAAGAAGACGCGCAAGCUGUUCAUUCCGCAGCGCGACCACCCCAGCUACAACUUCAUUGGCCUAAUCAUCGGCCCGCGCGGCAACACGCAGAAGCGCAUGGAGAAGGAGACCAACACCAAAAUCGCCAUCCGCGGCAAGGGCAGCGUGAAGGAGGGCCGCACGCGGCGCGACCUCAGCGGGCGGCCGGAGCCGGGCGAGGACGAGGAGCUGCACGUGCUCAUCAGCGGCGACACCGACGACGACGUGGACAGGGCUGCUGCGCUGAUCGAGAAGCUGCUUCAGCCCAACGACGACACGCUCAAUGAGCACAAGCGCCUGCAGCUGCGCGAGCUGGCGGCGCUGAACGGCACGCUGCGCGACUACGAGUUGAUGGAGCUGCAGCGGCAGGCGGAGGAGGGGCUGGGUGAGCUGUUCAAGCUGCCGGAACACCUCAAGGAAAAGGUGGAGGAGCAGUACCGGCGUGACGUGAUCGCGGUGCACGGCGAGGGCGCGGGGGCCAUGGAGGACGAGUACAAGUCCUUCCUGCGGGACCUGGGUGGAGACGUGCCGCACGUGCCGCGUGAGCUGGAGGGCUUGCUGGGCGGCCCCGGCGGGCGCGGGCGGCCGGGCCUGGGCCGCGCCGCCGACCGCGACGCCGACGACCCGCGCACCGUGUACGUGGGCUUCAUCCCGCACUUCAUGGCGGAGGCGGAGCUGCGGCAGCUGUUUGGCACCUGCGGCGAGGUGGUGGACUGCAACAUCAUCAUGGACCGCCACACGGGCACCAGCAGGGGGUUCGGGUUCGUGCGCUUCGCAACCGAGGAGGGCGCGCAGGCCGCCGUCAUGCAGCUGAACGGCUACGUGCUGGCCAACAAGCGCCUCGUGGUGCGGCCCAAGGGAAACCCCAACAACAGCAACAUCAAGCCCGGCUUCCCGCCGCCGCCCGGCGCCGGUGGCGGCGGCUACGGCGAGGGCGGCUUCGGCCUGCCGCCGCCGCCGCUGCAGGGCCGCGAGCAGCAGCAGCCGGAGGACCCCAUCCCGGCCUACCGGCCGCCGCCGCAGUGGCUGUUCACGGACGAGCCGCCGCCGGGGCUGGAGCUGGCGGCGGCGGCGGUGGCGGGCGCGGUGGCGGGGUCGGGGGCGGUGGCGUCGCACGUGCCGCUGCACGCGGGCGCGGUACGGCCGCCGCCGCACCUGGCCGAGUGCGGCGCCAUGCACAGGUACAUGGUGGCGCAGGCGGAGUGGCAGCAGCAGGUGGCGGCGCAGUGGGCGGAGGCGGCGGAGGCGGAGGCGGAGGCGGACGCCGCGGCGGCGGCCGAGGCAGCGGCGGGAGGGCUGCCGCCGCCGGCGCCGCGGGAGCGGCCGGCGGAGUGGGUGGCGGCGGCAGCGGCCGCGGCGGCGGAGGUGCUGCCGCCGGGGAUGCACUACUACCUGCGGGAGCGGGACCGGGAGCGGGAGGCGGAGCUGGCGGAGCAGGCGCAGCAGCAGGGCGCGCCGGAGCAGCACCAGUCGGGGCACCCGCAGUGGCAGGGCGGCGUAGGGCCGUCAGCAGCAGCGGCGGCGGCGGCGGCUGGGGAGCCGCCGGCGCCGGGCUCAGAGGACGCGCCGCCGGGCACCAGUGCCGAGGCCGGCGCCGGCUCAGGCGCGGCCGGGGCUUUCGGUUCCGCGACUGGGACAGGGCCAGGCGCCGCCGGGCCAAGCCAGCCGCGGCCGCACGGGCCGCACUCGCGCGCGCCCACGCUGCCGCUCACGCCGGCGCCGGUGUGGCUGUCGCCGCCGGUGGAGGUGGAGCCGGGGCCGCCGGGGGAGGAGCCCAACACCGCCACGCGGCCCAUGCUGCCGGGCGAGACCAUCGAGUCGUACAACGCGGCGCUGUACGCCGAGAUGUACGGCGCGUACGGCGCUGCGGCGUACGGCGGUUACGACAUGGCGGCGGCGUACGGCGCCGAUCCGGCGGCGGCGGCGGCGGCUUGGGCCGCGAUGUACGGCGCGAUGCCGGGCGGGGUGGAUAUGAGCGGCGGCGCCGUGGGCGGCGGCGCGACGGGCGGCGGCGGCACGAUGGGGGCGGCGGCGCAGCACGGUGCGGACGACGGCGCCGGUGGCGGUGGCGGCGGCGCCGGCGGGCGGAGAGGCCGCGGCGGGCGCGGCAAGCCGGCGCCGGCGGUGGUGCAGGUGGUAUCUUUGGAGCCGGAGGAGAUGGAGCGGGCGCGGAAGCGGGCGGCUGAGGAGGAGGAGCGCGCGCGGCGAAUCAAGGAGGCGGCCGAGCGCAUGAAGGCUGAGCAGGAGCGGGCGAAAGCGGGUGUCGGGGGACAAGACGGCGACGCCGGCGCCGGGGCCGGGCCUGGGCCCGGGUCUGCGCCUGCGGAUGGCGGCCCUGGCGGCCCCGGCGGCGGCCGGCCGCCGCCGUACUCGGCGGGGCGGGCGCCGGUUUCCAACGGCCCCGGGGGACCAGGGCCCGGCGGGCGGCGGCCCACACGCAGCCCCUCGCCCGACAUCCUGCGCGGUCGCUUCGCCUCCCGCAGCCCGCCGCCGCGGCCGGGGCCGGGUGCUGGUGGCGGCGGCGGGCCGCCGCCGCCGCCAUUGGGGAUGCGGGGGAGGGGCGGCGGCCCGCCGCAGGGAGGGCGCUACAGCAGCCGCAGCCCGCCGCCGCGCGGGGGCCCGCCGCCUCAGGGCGGCCGCUUUGGCAGCCCCGGCAGUCGGAGCCCGCCGCCGCGUGGCGGGCCGCCGCCGCAAGGCGGGCGUUACUACGGCAGCCGCAGCCCAUCGCCGGAUCGGGGGCCACCGCCGCAACGCGGCGGGCGCCCGCCAGGCGCCCGCCAGGGCCCGCCAGGGCAACCGUACGGCAACGGCCCGUCGCCGGAUCGCGGGCGGCGCUUCAGCCGCAGCCCGUCGCCUAUGGGCCGCGGUCCGGGCGGGCCGCCAGGGCCGCGGGGCGGCGGCGGCGGCGGCGGCGGCGGUCUUGUUGGCGGUGGCGGCGGCGGUGGGCCGUACGGGAGUCGCAGCCCGCCGCCACGCGGGGGGCCGCCGCCAGGAGGCCGUUUCAGCAGCCGGAGCCGCAGCCCGCCGGCGAGGGUUCGGGGUGGGCCGCCCGGGCCAGGGCCGGGGCCGGAGUACCGGGGAGGGCCGCCGCCUUAUGGCGGCGGCGCGUACGGGGAUGAAGAGGGACCGCGGCUGCGGCGGCCGCCACCACCGCGCGGGAAGGACUCGGAGUCGGGCGAGCUGUCGGACGGCGAGGUCGACGACGGCGAGGUGGCGGGGCCGGGCCACAGCGGCCGCCGCCACGGUGGGGGCAGUGGCGGCGAAGAAUGGCGCGGCGCUGGGCCUCGCGGCGGCGGCGGCGGCGGCGGCGGCCCUCGCGGCGGCGACUGGCAUGAUGGUGAUGGCGCAGGGCCGCGGGGAGGCCGCGGCGGCGGCGGCGGCCGUGACUGGGACCGAGACCGGGACUACCACCGCGGGCCGCAGGGCGACUGGGAUCGGGAUUACGACCGGCCAGGGCCGCGGGACGGAGGCGGCGUUGGCGGCGGCUACGGGCGUGGCGGCGGCGGCGGUGGCGGCAGGGGCCGCGGUAGUGGCGGCGAGGGGAGAGGCAGCCGCGGGCGCGGGGGUGGCGGCGGGAGGGGCGGGAGGGGCGGGAGAGGCGGGCCGCCAGGGCACGGGCAGGGCAUGCAGCCGUUCGGCAUGUUCCCGGCGGGCUUCCCAGAGGAGGCCUAUGGCUGGGGCUACGCCUGGGAGGGCCCGUGGGAGGGCGGCCCGGAGAUGUGGUACGGCUUUGAGGGCGCCGAGUACGGCGACUUCUACGCAGCCGGGCCGUACGGCGGUUACGAUGAGGAGUACGAAGACGAUUACGGCGAUGGUGGCGGCGGCGGCGGUUACACGGGCGGCAGCAACCCCCGGCCGAGCGGCGGCGGUGGCGGGCGAGGUGGCGGCGGUACGGGUGCAGGCGCGAGGGGCGGCGGGCGCGGCGGGCCACCCGGCGGGAGAGGCAGUGGCGGCGGUGGUUACCAAGGCGGCAGCCGGCCAGCAGGUGGCAGUGGGGGUCGUGGGCAGGCCUGAGCUGUGCGGGCGCGUCAGUCAAAGCUGCGCGUCUGUAUUGGUUCCGUAGCUGACUGCUGUGACGCGUACGUGCUGCGCGUGUGCAGCAGUGCGGGCGGCAACGCCUGGACGCGAAGAGUGAGGGCGUGCUGUGCUCGUGAUGGAACAUGGCAAGGGGCAGGAAAGCGUGCUGUGCGACCGGGCUCGUGCAAGAGGCAGGACGUGUUGUGUGUUUAUGAUGGUUGGUUGGAUGACCUGUUCGGCUGGCAGCUGUCCUGACCACGCCUGCCACCAACUGUGUACACUUUGCUAUGGAAUGU